AUUGAAAUGUCAUCUACAUUAUUUAUCAACUUUGAAAGUAUAAUUAACAAGGAUAAUUACCAUGGCACAAAAACUUGUUAUCCUUUUCACCACUCUUCUUGUUGUUAUGGCUGCUCAUAAUUCAUUAUACUCCACCAAAGUUCAUGUGAUGGCCCAAGAAGAUAUACAACAAAUUGCAAGAAAAUUAUUGCAAGAAGAUCAAGAUCCAGUUUGUGGAAAACCAUGUAAUACACAUGAUGAUUGCUCUGAUGCUUGGCUUUGUCAAGCCUGUUGGAAUUUCAGACAAACUUGUGGUCCAUUUGUUGGUUAAUUAAAGACAUGAUCAUGGGCCUAUAAUUUAACUAUUUAUCAUAAUUUCAACAUUUAGUCACUUAAUUAGAUAAAUAAAUAACUUAAGUGACCAAAGUGUACUUGUUCAAAGAAAAAAUUAUGUGGCUAAGAAAUAAACUUUGUGUGUAAUGUGUUUAUCAAUUAAAUAAAAGAUCAUAUGUUUUCUUUGCUUUUGAAA
Molecule: messenger RNA, 508 nt
Organism: Solanum pennellii
Lineage: Eukaryota; Viridiplantae; Streptophyta; Magnoliopsida; Solanales; Solanaceae
Product: metallocarboxypeptidase inhibitor-like
Exons: 2
Coding region: 62-310 (82 amino acids)
Molecular function (GO): endopeptidase inhibitor activity
Source: RefSeq, a predicted model, not a curated record